Molecule: messenger RNA, 593 nt
Organism: Cetraspora pellucida
Lineage: Eukaryota; Fungi; Glomeromycota; Glomeromycetes; Diversisporales; Gigasporaceae
Source: the annotation of a GenBank genome assembly
AUGAAGAAUCCAAGACUAAUGAGUCUGUAAAUUUGCAUGCUGAUUCAGUUAUUUCAACUGUUUCAAGCAACUCAUCUGUUAAUAGUCGACAUUCUGCAAUCACAAACUUUCUUUGUCAACCUCUUACGGUUAAUGAACAAUCACGGUUUGAACAAUUACUUUUAAGAAUGAUUGUUUCUAAUGCACUACCUUUUACAUUUGUUAAGAACGAAGAUACUAUUGCAGUGUUUGAGUUUUUAGUACCAGGACUUAAAUUACCUAAACGUAAAGUUAUAGGUAGCAGAGUAUUAAUGAAUAGUUCAAAAUUGUUACAAGAUAACAUAAUUAAAACUGCAAAGAAUGAUAUGGAUGAGGUGACCACAACAUUUGAUGGUUGGACCAAUAUAAGACAAGAACAUAUUUGGGGCAUUGUUUUUAUAACCAUAAACGGACAAUCUUUAAUAUGGGGCGUGCAUGACAUUAGCUCUGAAAGAUCACAAACACAAAAUGUAAUCAAUCAUAUUGAACAAUUAAUAACUAAAACUGAAGAGAAAAACAUAAAUAUAAAGGCAUUCAUUUCAGAUUCUGCUAGUGAAUAUGCAGCCAUACGAUAA